Hevea brasiliensis (rubber tree) is the source of this 979-nucleotide messenger RNA. Its product is annotated as putative RING-H2 finger protein ATL69. Gene Ontology annotation, molecular function: transferase activity. The record is from RefSeq and is a predicted model, not a curated record. NCBI's taxonomy places the organism in Eukaryota, Viridiplantae, Streptophyta, Magnoliopsida, Malpighiales, Euphorbiaceae. Gene Ontology annotation, biological process: protein ubiquitination. The transcript has a single exon. The coding region runs from base 249 to 806 and encodes 185 amino acids.
AGAGUGAAAUUGAAUUUUCAAUGAACCACCAUAAAUGCUUGCCUACUUCUUUUCAUACUACUUUUCAACUCUUCAAUUUUAAACCGUUGAACAUUAACUCCAAUCCCCAUAUCGCCAUUUAUAUUUUUACCGCGGACCCCGCUGGGCCUUAUCCCACUCAUCUUUAAGUAUCACUCUCUUUUCCACUUCCCAUUUCGCACUCACAUCUUCUUCUCCUCAUCAUUUCUCUCUCUCUCCAUCUCUCUUAUAUGUCCACAGCUGAUCCGCCUGUAUUGGCAUCGGUCCCGGCCACAGCCACUGCUGUCGGCCUUGGUUAUGGUAUCGCUAUUGCCGUUAGCAUUCUUGUCCUCAUCUCCACCAUAAUGCUUGCUUCCUAUGCUUGUGUAAGAGUUAAAGGUAAUUCCAAUGGUCAUAGUGGCAAUGGUGAUGGUAACGAGGAUGAGCUCGAUGUAUAUAGGCCUAACCACCGAUUCAUUCCCCGUGACUCGCUGGAGCCCGUGAUAGUAGUGGGCCUCGAUGGACCGACGAUUGAAUCAUACCCGAAAUUGGUGUUAGGCGACAGCCGGCGACUUCCUAAGCCCAACAACGGUCCAUGUUCAAUCUGCUUAUCGGAUUACAGGUCUAAAGAUACCAUACGGUGCAUUCCAGAUUGUCAUCACUGUUUCCAUGCUGAUUGCAUUGAUGAAUGGCUUAAGAUGAGUGCCACGUGUCCAUUGUGUAGGAAUUCUCCUGCUCCCUCGGCGGGCUCCACACCUAUGGCCACUCCUCUGUCUGAGUUAGUGCCUUUAUCCUUCCACUCCAGGUGAUUAAUUUGUACCAAGAUAAUUGUUUUCUCAUUUUAAUUUUUAUUUGUAAAAUUUAUUUAAUUUUAGUCUCUAAUAUUUAAUUUUUUGAAUUGGUUUUUUAGAAUUAAGAAAUUGGCCCCAAUAAAAAGGAUUUUUAACUAUUUAUGCCACAUUAUAAUUAUAUUAUUGUUUUU